Molecule: messenger RNA, 1377 nt
Organism: Fraxinus pennsylvanica
Lineage: Eukaryota; Viridiplantae; Streptophyta; Magnoliopsida; Lamiales; Oleaceae
Source: the annotation of a GenBank genome assembly
AUGGAGUCUUCCUGGUUUAUCUUCGUUGUCUCCCUAUUAUGCAUCCUACCGCUUCUCAAAUCGCUGUUUUCAUCAAUCGGCGGCGCCGGCAAGAAGAAGCUCCCGCCGGGACCCCUAUCGGUACCGUUAAUCGGAAACUUGGUAUGGCUGCGCAGGUCUCUUUCUGAGCUGGAACUCAUCCUCCGCGAGCUCAAGACCAAGUACGGUCCCUUCAUCACCAUCAGAAUUGGCCCUCGUAUCAGGUUAAUAUUUAUCGGCUGUCACUCCCUCGCUCACCAUGCUCUUGUCAAAAACGGCGCCGUCUUCUCCGACCGCCCGAGAGCCGUGUCGACGAGUAAGAUCCUGACAAGCAACCAGCGCACAAUCAGCUCCGCCGCCUAUGGUGCCACUUGGAGGAUCCUCCGCCCCCUCCCGUGUGAAGUCGUACUCCAUGUCCCGUGGAUGGGUUCUUGGUGGUCUUAUUCAGCGGCUUGUGGUGGCGCAGUCGUCGGAAUCGUUUGUGAGCGUAAUCCAUCAUUUUCAUUUUGCUAUGUUCUCUCUGUUGGUGUUCAUGUGCUUUGGGGACAAGCUCCAACUCGUCUCCAAGCCAAAGAAAGGCCUAUCAAUCAAACUGAGGGGCAAGAGGCCGAAGUGGUCGCAUAUGUAGACUCGCUGGCAGACUUGAAGCUACCUGAGGAAAACAGAAACCUCGAUGAAAGGGAAAUGGUGAGUCUAUGCAGUGAAUUUCUCAGUGCAGGCACCGAUACCACUGCCACGGCUUUGCAGUGGAUCAUGGCUAACUUGGUUAAACAGCCCGAGAUUCAAUCCAAGCUUUACGAUGAGAUAAUUGAAGUUGUGGGACUGCAUCCAGCAAUGGCAAUGUCUAGUAACAAAGAGUCAAGUAUGCAGCAAAUGGUAAAGGAUGAGGAUUUACAGAAGAUGCCAUACUUGAAGGCAGUUGUGUUAGAAGCAUUGAGGCGCCACCCGCCAGGGCACUUCUUGUUGCCCCAUCGGGUGACAGAGGAAGUUGAAUUGGAUGGUUAUGUGAUCCCGAAGAACAGCCUUGUGAAUUUCAUGGUGGCGGACAUGGGUUUGGAUCCAAAAGUGUGGGAGGAUCCGAUGCAAUUCAAUCCCGAAAGGUUCCUAGCGGAUGGUGGGGAAGCGUUUGAUAUAACGGGGAGUAGAGAGAUCAAGAUGAUGCCAUUUGGUGCAGGCAGGAGAAUAUGUCCCGGGUGGGCUCUGGCUCUACUUCACUUGGAGUACUUUGUUGCCAAUCUGAUUUGGUACUUUAAAUGGACCGCCCUUGAUGGAGACGAUAUUGAUCUGUCUGAGAAGCAAGAGUUUACCACUGUCAUGAAGAAUCCAUUGCGAGCUCGAAUCUCUCCUAGAGUUUCAUAA